UAAAAAUGUCGGCUACAGUCGCUCCGCAACCGCCUAGUGCUAAUGCGAAUGCUGCUGCUGCAAAUCAAGCGCCGGUUUUGAACACUCCAUCUUAUCCAAUGGCUUCGCUUUAUGUUGGUGAUCUUCAUCCGGAUGUUACCGAAGCAAUGCUCUUCGAGAAGUUUAGUACUUCUGGACCGGUUCUUUCCAUUCGUGUCUGCCGUGAUGCAAUUACGCGUCGUUCUCUUGGCUAUGCGUAUGUCAACUUUCAGCAGCCUGCCGAUGCUGAACGCGCUCUCGAUACGAUGAACUUCGACCUUCUUCUGAACAAGCCAAUUCGCAUCAUGUGGUCUCAACGUGAUCCAAGUAUUCGCCGUUCUGGUGCUGGUAAUAUUUUCAUCAAAAAUUUGGACAAGCACAUCGACACCAAAGCUAUCUACGACACUUUCUCAAUGUUUGGAAACAUUUUGAGCUGCAAAGUUGCUUGUGAUUUGGAAGGAAAUAGCAAAGGUUAUGGUUUCAUUCAUUUUGAGACUGAAGAUGCUGCUAAUAAGGCUAUUGAAAAAGUUAAUGGAAUGCUUUUGGAUGGAAAGAAAGUGUUUGUUGGAAAGUUCAUUCCUCGUUCACAACGCGAAAAGCAAAUUGGCGAUGCUGCUAGUCGUUUUACCAACGUUUAUGUGAAGAAUUUUGGCGAUGCUAUCAAUUCUGAUAAACUUCAUGAAAUCUUUUCUGCAUUUGGAGAAAUUAUUUCUGCAAAAUCGAUGGAGGAUAAUGAUGGAAAGCCUAAAGGUUUUGGUUUUGUUGCGUUCAAGGAUCAUGAGAGCGCUGCUCGAUCGGUUGAAGAAAUGAAUGAGAAGGAAGUUCCUGGCCGUGCAGAUUUACAUUUUACUGUCUGCCGUGCACAGAAGAAGAGUGAACGCCAAUCUGAACUGAAACGUCGUUAUGAACAAUUCAAGGCUGAUCGUAUUCAACGCUUCCAAGGAGUCAAUCUUUAUGUGAAGAAUUUGGACGAUACAGUUUUGGAUGAUGCUCUUCGUAAACAUUUUGAACAACAUGGAGCUAUUGCUAGUGCUAAGGUCAUGUGUGACGAAAAUGGACGUUCUAAAGGAUUUGGUUUUGUUUGUUUUGAGAAACCUGACGAUGCGACUAAAGCGGUUGUUGAAAUGAAUAAUAAAAUUAUUGGGAAUAAACCACUUUAUGUUGCUUUGGCUCAGCGCAAGGAGGAUCGUAAGGCUCAACUUGCUUCUCAAUACAUGCAACGCUUGGCUGCUAUGCGUAUGCAAAACCCUCCUGGAAUUAUGGGAACAAUGUAUGCACCAGCUAGUGGAGGAUUUUUCCUGCCCCAAGCUCUUCAAAAUCAACGCACUCCAUCAUUCAUGCCAACUACAAACAUUCCUGGAGCUCAAUUCCGUGGAAUGCAGCCACGAUGGAAUGGCGGUUUUGGACAUCCAAUGCAAGGCUACAUGAUGGGACAAAAUGCCGGUGGUCCUUAUGCUAAUCAAGUCGCUCGUGGUCCUCGUGGCGGCGGUGGUGGUAUGGGCGGACCUGGCGGAAUUCGUGGUCCUUAUGGUGGAGGCGGACAGCAACGUCAACAGCAACAGUCUCGUAUGCCUGGAAUGGCUGCUCAGCAAGGUCAAAUGCGUUAUCAGGGCCAGCCAAAAACAAUGCAACAGAAUAAUGCUGUCGCAUAUUCUUCCUAUCCAAACCCGAUGAAUCAACAGCGUGGUCCGCAGUUAUCUGGAGGUGGGGCUGGACAUGGAAUGGCUGCUGGUCGUCCAGAGAAUCUUACAAACCAACUUUUGACUGCUAACAACAUUCAGGAGCAGAAGCAAAUUCUUGGUGAGCAGCUCUAUCCAAUGGUAUCUCGCUAUUGCCGUGGAGAAGAUGCUGGAAAGAUUACUGGAAUGAUUUUGGAGAAUGAGAAUUCGGAAAUUUUGAUGGUUCUUGAAAACGAUGAAUUGCUUCGUUCCAAAGUUUCGGAUGCUGUUGAAAUGAUUCAAGCUUCUCGUGUAGCGCAGCAGCAGCCGCACUAG
Molecule: messenger RNA, 2012 nt
Organism: Meloidogyne enterolobii
Lineage: Eukaryota; Metazoa; Nematoda; Chromadorea; Rhabditida; Meloidogynidae
Source: the annotation of a GenBank genome assembly